Messenger RNA from Nestor notabilis (Kea), 501 nucleotides. RefSeq names its product paired box protein Pax-7-like. The transcript is spliced from 3 exons. The annotation marks the transcript as partial. Gene Ontology annotation, molecular function: DNA-binding transcription factor activity, RNA polymerase II-specific; RNA polymerase II cis-regulatory region sequence-specific DNA binding. Lineage: Eukaryota; Metazoa; Chordata; Aves; Psittaciformes; Psittacidae. The record is from RefSeq and is a predicted model, not a curated record. Gene Ontology annotation, biological process: anatomical structure development; regulation of transcription by RNA polymerase II.
UUUCCACCCCGCUGGGCCAGGGCCGGGUGAACCAGCUCGGAGGAGUGUUCAUCAACGGUCGACCGCUGCCCAACCACAUCCGUCACAAAAUCGUGGAGAUGGCCCACCACGGGAUCCGGCCCUGCGUGAUCUCCCGGCAGCUGCGGGUGUCCCACGGCUGCGGCUCCAAAAUCCUCUGCAGGGACCCGGAGACCCUCUCUCUGCACACGCGGGCACGCACCGGUGUCCCUUGAUCACAAAAGCAGGUUGCAACUCCUGACGUGGAGAAGAAAAUCGAGGAAUACAAACGGGAAAACCCCGGGAUGUUUAGCUGGGAGAUCCGAGACAGGCUCCUAAAGGAUGGGCACUGCGACCGGAGCACUGUGCCCUCAGUGAGUUCGAUUAGCCGUGUGCUACGCAUCAAAUUCGGGAAGAAAGAGGAAGACGAGGACUGCGACAAGAAGGAGGAAGACGGGGAGAAGAAGGCCAAGCACAGCAUAGACGGCAUCCUGGGCGACAAAG